CUUCAUAGCAAGCACACUACAGUAAUAUCAGUACAAGAAAAGAUUAGAACAUCUUAGUAUAACAGUGAAUACAUUUGUAAUAGUACUCGAUGCCUUUUAUGUUUGUCUCAGAUUGAAGAAGUUGAUCCGAUUUAGGUGAUCGUACAGCACUCUGUUCGGAUUAAAAAUCCACCAGUCUGAGUAAGUAGAAAUACCAAUAUGGCCACAAAUAAGCCCUAUCUCUCCAAAAGAGGGAUCCACAGUCGUGACUAUCCCAACUUUAUGGAUGAAUGGGGGCUGCAAGUACUAGCCAAUCCUUGGAAUAAAGAAAAUAAUCCGAACGGUUUCAUCGACUUUGGAAUCGCUGAGAAUAAGCUGUGUCAAGAUCUUUUAUCGGAGAAAGUGAACGAUCAAGAUGGGAAAAUUCCCAGCGACGCGUUCUAUUAUCACGAAUGGCGAGGAACUGACACCUUCAGAGAAGCAAUUGGGAAGUUAAUAACAAGAAAAUUCAAAACCUACAAACCAGUUGACCCUGAAAAUCUGGUGGUGACAAACGGACUUGGCGCAGCAAUAGAUCUCCUGUCACAUACAAUAGUAGAUCCAGAAGAGUAUUUCCUGGCCCCAUCCCCUUAUUACUACAGAGUGACAAAUGACAGUGGGCACAGGGCUCAGGCAAGAGUAUGGAACGUAGAUCUCGAUAGUCAGGAUGGGUUUGAGAUGACGGUUGAGAAACUUGAAGCAGCGUACAAGGACGCCAUUGAACAUGGUGCUAGUGUGCGGGGUAUGAUCCUAAUCAACCCCCACAAUCCAAUGGGAACAAUAUACAGCAAGAAACUAGUGAUUGAAAUAUUAGAAUUUGCAGCUAAAUACGAGCUCCAUGUUGUUAUGGAUGAGAUUUACGGAAUGUCAGUCUUUGGAGAAGGCGCUGAAUUUAACAGUGUUUUAAGUCUAGAAAACGUCCCUGACCCUAUGAGAACGCACGUAUUAUGGGGAUUUAGUAAGGACUUUUGCUUGUCCGGAUUUAGAUGCGGAGUGAUACAUACAAUCAAUGAUGAUAUUAAAGUAGUUCUGGCUCAUCUCUCCUAUUUCACAUCGGUUCCAAUCAUAGUACAAAACAAACUGACAGAGAUAAUUACGGACGAUGAAUGGUUAGAAAAUAAAUAUUUCCCAACGAACCUGAAGAGGAUGAAAGAUACAUUUGAGUUCAUCACAAGCAAAUUGAUGGAUAUCGGGGUACCUUCUAUGAAGAGUGAAGCAUGCUUCUUUGUCUGGGCCGAUUUUUCAAAGUUCCUCAGUGAGCAGACACACGAGGCGGAGAUGACGUUGUUCAGACAGUUCUUCGAUGCACAUGUCUACCUGAUGCCAGGCCAGGCGCUCUAUUGUAAAAACCCGGGCUGGUUCCGUAUUGUAUUCACCCUGCCUCGCCCUAUGGUAGAAGUAGGGGUUGGAAGGAUAGCGUCGGUGCUAGCAUCGUUAAAGAAAUGAUAAGAAACAAAAAACAUUAGAAGCCUUUUGGACAGAUAUUUCCCCCAUUGUACUCAAAUCAUCUGCUUUUAUAUUGCACAUUCUUCAAAAUGAGUUACGGAAGGCUCAAAAGUAAACCAAGAAAUGGACGAAAAAAAUAAAAAAUAUAUAUGACAAGACUUAAAGAUAUUUUGAGUCCAGUUCAGUAACUUUCACCUGUAAUUCAUAGGAUUUGGAGUUUUAUCAUUUUUUAUUUAAAAUUUAGAACUGAACUUUAUCAUGUAUACAUGAGCGAUCCAAGAAUUUUAUUAAGGGGAUGGGUGCGUCUACAUUUUAAAAAGUCUCCAUUAUCAUUUAACUCCACCUGUCGCCAAUGCGUAACGGUUCAAUGCGUAACCCUUGAUUCACUUCUGUUAGAAAGGAGAAU
Molecule: messenger RNA, 1870 nt
Organism: Owenia fusiformis
Lineage: Eukaryota; Metazoa; Annelida; Polychaeta; Sabellida; Oweniidae
Source: the annotation of a GenBank genome assembly